Messenger RNA from Balaenoptera ricei (Rice's whale), 890 nucleotides. It is a transcript of the gene MYL5, whose product is annotated as myosin light chain 5. The coding region runs from base 324 to 848 and encodes 174 amino acids. The record is from RefSeq and is a predicted model, not a curated record. NCBI's taxonomy places the organism in Eukaryota, Metazoa, Chordata, Mammalia, Artiodactyla, Balaenopteridae. Gene Ontology annotation, cellular component: cytoplasm. The transcript has 7 exons. Gene Ontology annotation, molecular function: calcium ion binding.
AGCCGCCCCCUGGCGGCCGGAGGGAGAACGGCGCGCGCGCCCGUUCUCGGAGGGGUGACGUCACCAGGCGCGCGGCUCGCGACAGGCUCCGCAUGCGCAGUGGCCCCGGCGGCACGUGGUGGUUCCCCAGAGCGGGUGCGACCCCUCCAGGCACUGAAGUUUUCGGAUCAGGUUGAGCACAAAUCGAGGCCCGCACACCACAGGCCAGCAGGAAGACCAAGAAGAAGGAAGGGGGGGCCCUGCGGGCCCAGAGGGCAUCAUCCAAUGUCUUCUCCAACUUUGAGCAGACCCAGAUCCAGGAGUUCAAGGAGGCGUUCACACUAAUGGACCAGAACCGAGACAGCUUCAUUGACAAGGAGGACCUGAAGGACACCUACGCCUCCCUGGAUAUGUGCCCCAGGGACAGAACUCCACCACAGCACCCCGACUCCCCCGCCCUCCGGCUCCCAGGAGUGUCCUCGCUCUGGUCCUCGGCCGUCAAGCCUGACCUGACUUCCCGUGGGCUCGGAGGAGGAGGCAAAACCAACGUCAAGGACGAGGAGCUGGACGCCAUGCUCAAGGAGGCCUCGGGGCCCAUCAACUUCACCAUGUUCCUGAACAUGUUCGGGGAGAAGCUGAGCGGCACGGAUGCCGAGGAGACCAUCCUCAACGCGUUCAAGAUGCUCGACUCCGACGGCAAAGGCAGCAUCAACAAGGACUACAUCAGGCGGCUGCUCAUGUCCCAGGCCGACAGGAUGACUGCUGAGGAGGUUGACCAGAUGUUCCAGUUCUCCACCAUCGACACUGCAGGCAACCUGGAUUACAAAGCACUGAGCUACGUGCUCACCCACGGGGAGGAGAAGGAGUGAGGGGCACCCCUACCCCACUGGGCCGUGGCCAGUUCAAUAAAC